This is a messenger RNA of Ylistrum balloti, 1356 nucleotides long. RefSeq lists its product as uncharacterized. The transcript has 8 exons. The coding region runs from base 1 to 954 and encodes 317 amino acids. The record is from RefSeq and is a predicted model, not a curated record. Gene Ontology annotation, molecular function: 8-oxo-dGDP phosphatase activity. Lineage: Eukaryota; Metazoa; Mollusca; Bivalvia; Pectinida; Pectinidae.
AUGGCAGCUGGGGCAGUUCUCGGGAAGUUUUCGAGGGCCUUGUUGAAGCUGACAGACACCUGCAAUUCCUUCACAGUGUCAGGGUCCUCUCAAAGUGAAUACCAUCCUUUCUGUGUUGGAGGUAGUCAGGUUGGUCUGAUUCCUCGGAAUGUUUGGAAACACCUCAUCGAUUAUCCAGAUGUAUUUACUGUGUCGGGAUCUGAAGAAUCAGGAAGUAGUCUGGCCAUAAAAGACAUUUAUAAGACGGUAAAUGAAAGGACAGAUGCUGUCGCUACCGUGUUAGCGGACCUACGUCAAAAAGAUGUUUUUGUAUGUCUGAAAGGAUGGAGGGAUGAGUUAUAUGAUGUUAGAACAACAUUUGCUGAAGCCCCAUUAUUGGCCAUAGAGCGUUCUAGUACUGGACUAUUUGGAACUGUACAAUAUGGUGUCCAUAUCAACGGUUAUUGUCGUAAAAAUGACCAGCUAAUGAUGUGGAUAGCUCGGAGGUCAAAGACAAAGCAAACCUAUCCAGGUCUUCUCGAUAAUAUGUGUGCUGGAGGUCUGAGUUCUGGGUUGGGUGUACGUGAAUGUGCUAUUAAGGAGUGCGAAGAAGAAGCUUCAGUACCUAUGGAGUUGUUUAGUGGACUCAACCAGACUGGCUGUAUAAGCUACAUCUAUGAGGAUGAACGUGGUUUUUUCCCAGAGUGUGAGUAUACAUUUGACAUGCUGUUACCAGAUACCUUUACACCUGUCAACUCUGACGGAGAAGUCAGCCAUUUUGAAUUGAUGUCCAUGGAAAAGGUAAAAGAAAUGAUAAUUGGUGAAGAGUUCAAACCCAAUAGUGCAUUAGUCAUUGUCGAUUUCCUGAUCCGUCACGGCCUGAUCACAACAGAUAACGAGCCAAACUUGUGUCAUCUAAUAGAGAUGAUGCAUGUCCCUCUGCAGAAGUUCUACAAGACAGGAAGUGUGUUCUAGCUGUUUACUGCACAGGAAGUAUGGAUCUAGCUGUUGACUGCACAGGAAGUAUCACUAUGGAUCUAGCUGUUGACAGCACAGGAAGUAUGGAUCUAGCUGUUGACUGCACAGGAAGUGUGGGAUCUAGCUAUUUACUGUACAUGAGGCUCAUUUUCAAAAUCCAAAGAUCAACAUAUGCUAUCCUUUCUUUUAUUAUUCUUUGAUUUUCUUAAUUCUGAAUCCAACCAAUCAAUCUAGACACUGACUGACUCCUUACCUAAUUGUACUGUGCUAUCAUACCAAUAUGAGGUACUGAAUGAUCAAAGCAAGCCUGUGAUCUGUUUAACAUUCAUCGGGGCAUUAAAGGUCUGUAAUGGUCAUAUUUGUUGAAAUUUGCAAUCAAUAAAAAAUAUCAACAAUAUA